This is a messenger RNA of Theileria annulata, 651 nucleotides long. RefSeq lists its product as uncharacterized. The coding region runs from base 1 to 651 and encodes 216 amino acids. The record is from RefSeq and is a predicted model, not a curated record. NCBI's taxonomy places the organism in Eukaryota, Apicomplexa, Aconoidasida, Piroplasmida, Theileriidae. The transcript has a single exon.
AUGAUAAGAUUAUACACAAGUGUAUUAAUAAUAUUAAUCGCAAUAUGUGAUACAGAAUCGAGUAGUGCAUUACAUCGUAUAUUCACAUUUGAAGAUCCAUAUCAAAAUAAUACUAAACAAAUAACACGAUUUGAUCAGGAUACCAGGGAAGUAUUAAAUGAUAAACCAGUUGGUUUACAAAGGACAGUUUUAGAUCUUGAUUUCCCCGAAAGAUUAGGUAACCGUACAGUUGAAAAAAUCUAUAGAGUUGUACAAUGUCUUGCCAAAGGUAAUGUAGAAUACCUUCAAAAGAAAAUUUAUAAAAGUUUAAAAGUCAAAUUAACACCUAGAGAACCUUAUAAUAGUGGCGGUGGAAAUUGUACUAAUGAAGUGGUAUUAACACUUAGUCCUCCUGGAACCAUUAAUAAUAAUUUUCACCUUUCAAACCAUUACAGAUUACAUGAACGAAAAGUUACUCUUAAUAAAACGGAAGCUAAAACAGUUGAAUUCCAAGAUGUUCUCAAUGACGGAUUACUUGAUAUGGAAUCAUUCUGGCUAAAUUUUGAAAUUAAAGGGAAAUGCUCUAAAUAUCUAGUUGUAGAAUUACUUAAACCUAAUAAUUUUGAUCCGUUGGGUAACGCAUCAGAUCAAUCAACAAAUACAUUAACUUAA